UCUCAGUUCUUUUUCCUUUACCCCCGCCGUCGUCAUCGUAUGAGCUCUCCAUUGGCGAGCGCGGUGGCUCAGCUGGCCUCAACCACGUCAACCACUCCGACGGAUGCCAGCACCGCCACUCUGGCAUCCCAUGCAUCGUCAUCGUCAUCAUCAUCAGCCAUGGCAGUGUCAGAGUCUGCAGGGACUGCUGCGACAACUGGGACUGCUGGAACUGCUGGAGCUGCUGGGACGGGAAUGGCAGAGCAGCGCGAGCUCGAGCUCAGCCUCAUCACGGCGCUGCUGUCUGCAUCGCCAUCAGUCAGGCGGUUUUCUAACGCAUCUGGAAGUAUGAUCAUUGAGGAAGCGACCAGUCCAACAGCAAGCGACGCCAAGCCGCAGCCGCGCGCUUCGUCAGCAGGUGCCACCGCUCCAGCUGCUGCUGCUGCGACGUCCAGUCCUCCUCCUCCUACUUCUACUACUACUGCUGCUGCAAGUACUGCUGGAGUCGGAGAGGAUGCAGACGCGCCGCCAGCAAAGCCGAUUCUCCCGCCGUGGAGCAACGUCCCGCGCGUGCCGGUUCCGCCGCGAUCGGCCACCGUCGUCGCCGUGUCUAUGAAGGCAGCAGCAGGACAGGUCCCUGCAACAGUCCGAGAGGCGCUGAGCGCGCAGCAGCAGGCGCUGUUGGACCAAGCCCAGCAGCACGACGCCAAUUCUCAGUCUAGUGCGAAUGCGAAUAGUACCUCCAACCAUGCUCAGACAGGGCUGCAGGAGAUGCAACUACAAAGGCAUGGUGUUGACACAAACGUAGCAAUGGCCAUGGAUGCUUCGUCUUUGGCGCCCCAAGUGGAUCACUUUGAAAACAAGCCAUUCGACCAGAUUCUCGGGGCGAUGCGAACAACUGGCACGCUCGUUGCUCAACCGCCGCCAGCAUUCAACGAGACUUCAUCCAUAGUGGCGGCGACGGCAUCGAGUAGCAUUCACAUGGCCGACCCGAUGCACCCGGCAAGUGGGACGGCAGACAACCUUAGCGGCGGCGAAAAUGACGACGACGGUGGACCGCACGCUUUGCUGCAAUCCGCCUCCCUCCUGGAACAGCAAGCAAGCGACGCGACCCAACAGAACCGAGCACGCGCUGCGAGCACCACCUUUCGUACCAACGUGAAACGCAAGCAAAAGCUCAUCGACAUGGAGGAAACAACUCGGUCGCUAUCCGCGCGUUGCCUCUCCAUGCACGACGAACUGUUGCAAUUACAGCACGAGGUGGGUGUCUUGCAACAGCGCGUUGCUGCUGCACGACUCCAGUGGAAGCAGCCAGAGCAGCCGCUUCAGAUGCCGCUCCAACCUCUUCUGCACCCGCAAUUACAGCCAUCAUCCGGAGGAGCAUCAACAGUGGCGGCUGCAGCAGCCAUGUUUGCCGCUCAACAGCAGUUUGUCCUUCCGCCUUCGCAGGCAGAUGCCAUGCGGAAAUUGACCGAACUUGCUCAGCAGCAGCAGCAACAGCAGCAACAGCAGCAGCCGCCAGCAAUACCUCAGCCUCCUCCGACAGAUAUGCUAGAAUGGUUUAAAUUAUUUCAACAGCAACCGCGAUGACAUUUGGCCGACAACGGAUGAUUGUGACAAAAAUUCGAUUUUUAAUUUUGGGUUGAAGAUGAGAUUUUUUUGUUUUGCAAUUGAAUAACAAUGUUAGAAAAACGCGGAACGAGAUGUGUG
This is a messenger RNA of Capsaspora owczarzaki ATCC 30864, 1689 nucleotides long. RefSeq lists its product as hypothetical. The transcript has a single exon. Lineage: Eukaryota; Filasterea; Ministeriida; Capsasporidae. The record is from RefSeq and is a predicted model, not a curated record. The coding region runs from base 40 to 1569 and encodes 509 amino acids.